AUGGAGAAAGCCUUCAGUUCUUUUCUCUUAAUAGUACUCUUGCAGCUUCACUAUGUUAUGGCUAGUUCGGCCAUGACCCAAACCAACAUUACCACUGAUCAAUUGGCUCUUCUCUCUUUGAAAUCCCAAAUCGUUUUAGACCCCUCUCACUUCUUGGAUGAAAGUAGGAUUCCCCGUGAAUUUGGAAACCUCUCAUUUCUUGUUUCUCCUGACUUGGGAAGCAACAAUUUCCAUGGAAAUUUGCCUCAAGAAAUGGCACGCUUGCGUCAGCUUAAGUUUCUUGAUUUAAGUUUCAACAACUUCAGAGGGGUGAUUCCUUCUUGGUUUGGGUUUUUACACCAACUUCAAGUACUAAAUCUUGGAAAUAAUAGUUUCACUGGUUCCAUCCCUUCUUCAUUUUCUAAUAUGUCCACACUUGAGACUUUGAAUCUGAAUUUCAAUUCCAUUGAGGGACAAAUACCAAAAGUGAUUGGAAGUUUUAUAAACCUUAGAGAAUUAAGGUUGCGAGGUAACAAGCUCAUAGGUUCUAUUCCUCUAUCACUCUCAAAUGCCUCGAGGUUGGAGACUUUAGAUAUAUCUUUUAAUUCACUUCAAGGUAAUAUUCCAAAAGGGAUCGACAACCUUCACAGCAUGAAAUUGCUAUCCAUACAAGCUAAUCAACUUACGGGGUCUAUACCAUUCACAAUUUUCAAUAUCUCAAGAAUCGAAGUCAUUGCAUUUACAGGCAAUAGCUUAUCAGGAUAUCUUCCCAACGGUUUAUGCAAUGGUCUCCCAAUACUCAAAGGGCUUUAUUUAUCGGGAAACAAGUUUCAUGGUCAUAUUCCUGCAAGCUUAUCAAAUUGUUCACAACUUCAACUAUUGUCUUUCUCGGAAAAUGAUUUAACAGGUGAAAUACCCAAAGAAAUAAGCAAUCUCAUUGAGUUGGAGGAAGCUUCCCGCCAAUCAUGUGUUCUAUCUUACCCAACAUUGAAAAGCUUUAUCUGA
Capsicum annuum is the source of this 984-nucleotide messenger RNA. Its product is annotated as probable LRR receptor-like serine/threonine-protein kinase At4g36180. Gene Ontology annotation, molecular function: protein binding. The transcript has 4 exons. The record is from RefSeq and is a predicted model, not a curated record. Lineage: Eukaryota; Viridiplantae; Streptophyta; Magnoliopsida; Solanales; Solanaceae. The coding region runs from base 1 to 984 and encodes 327 amino acids.